UCAAAUAGCCUAUAUGAUAUUCUAAACCAGGUGUUAUUUUUGAUGCUGCAGUUUAGAGCUCAAAGUGUCCAACUGCAGUACAGCGCUGAGCACGUGUAUGCGGAUUAUGGGACGGAUUGACGCUGGAGAGAUUAUAGGACAGAGAAAACAAACUCCAGCCUGAAUCAAACGACAGACCGCAUUUGAACUCAAGCGGACCAUCUGAGACCAUCUUCAUCUGCGCGCAGUCAAGUUUUUCAGACAUGAGUCAGCUGAGGUCCUUGGCUGGUGCUCUAAGAAGCAGUAGCCAAUGGAUGAGGGGACACGUGGGGACAGGAAGGCGAGUUUUUGACCCACGUCGUAACUGUUCGAGCGAGGCUGCUGAGCCCUCAUUGGCGGCCUGCAGCUCCAACUACGUUGUGGAGAUGUACUACGCUUGGCUGGAAGAUCACAAAAAUGUUCAUGAGUCUUGGGAUGCAUACUUUCGUAACGCUCAAGCCAGCGGUUCAGAGGAUACUGGAGAGAAGCGUCUGUCUGCGCUGCUCCAGGGCCGAGCCAUGUCCCAGACACCUGCCAUGUCAGAGAAGGUGGUGGAGGAUCAUCUGGCAGUCCACACUCUUAUCAGAGCUUAUCAGGUACGUGGUCACCAUGUGGCCAGGCUGGACCCUCUUGGCAUCCUCACUGCCGAUCUGGAUUCCUUCGUUCCCUCAGAUUUAAUCACAUCAAUUGACAAGCUUGGCUCUUACGGCUUGGAAGAAUCUGAUCUGGAUAAAUCAUUUCAGUUGCCACUAACUACAUUUAUUGGGGGAAAUGAAAGCACACUCCCACUGAGAGAAAUCAUACACAGACUUGAGACAUCAUACUGUGGUCAUACAGGAGUGGAAUUCAUGUUCAUCAACAAUAUGGAGCAGUGCCAGUGGAUCCGACAGAAGUUUGAAACUCCGGGAAUCAUGACGUUUUCUGACCGAGAGAAGAGGACUUUGCUGGCCCGACUGGUUCGCUCAACACGGUUUGAGGACUUUCUUGCUCGCAAAUGGUCUUCAGAGAAACGCUUUGGUUUGGAAGGCUGUGAGGUUCUCAUCCCUGCCCUGAAAAUGAUCAUUGACAAGUCCAGUGAAGCUGGUAUAGAGAGUGUAAUUAUGGGAAUGCCUCACAGAGGCCGACUGAACGUGCUGGCCAACGUUGUUCGCAAAGAUCUGGAUCAGAUAUUCUGUCAGUUCGAUCCCAAACUUGAGGCUGCAGAUGAGGGUUCAGGAGAUGUGAAAUAUCACUUGGGGAUGUACCACGAACGGAUAAACAGCGAAACAGAUAAGAAUAUCACAUUGUCUCUGAUGGCAAACCCCUCUCACCUAGAGGCGGUAGAUCCUGUCGUUCAGGGCAAGACCAAGGCAGAGCAGUUUUACAGAGGAGACACCGAAGGAAGGAGGGUGAUGUCUAUUCUAAUGCAUGGUGACGCUGCUUUUGCAGGUCAGGGAGUUGUUUAUGAAACCUUCCAUCUCAGUGAACUCCCUUCAUAUACCACUUAUGGUACCAUCCAUGUUGUGGUCAAUAAUCAGAUUGGAUUCACCACAGAUCCCCGAAUGGCGCGUUCCUCUCCCUACCCGACGGAUGUGGCUCGUGUAGUCAACGCACCCAUCUUCCACGUCAACGCUGAUGACCCAGAGGCUGUGAUGUAUGUUUGUAAGGUUGCUGCAGAAUGGAGAAACACUUUCAACAAGGAUGUGGUGAUAGACCUGGUGUGUUACCGGCGGUUUGGACAUAAUGAGAUGGAUGAGCCCAUGUUCACUCAACCCCUCAUGUACAAGCAGAUCCGUAAACAGGAACAUGUGCUGAAGAAGUACGCCGACAAGCUCAUCUCCGAGGGAGUUGUAACACUGCAAGAGUUUGAGGAGGAGGUUGCUAAAUAUGACAAGAUCUGUGAGGAGGCGUACACCAGUUCUAAAGAUGAGAAGAUCCUACACAUCCGCCACUGGCUUGACUCUCCCUGGCCAGACUUCUUCAAACCAGAUGGAGAGCCAAAGAGCAUGAGCUGCCCUUCGACUGGACUGAAUGAAGAGGUGCUCAGGCACAUUGGUGAGGUAGCCAGCUCAGUCCCUCUAAAGGAUUUUGCCAUCCAUAGUGGCUUGUCACGUAUUCUUCGAGGCCGAGCCGAUAUGGUUACGAAACGCACGGUAGACUGGGCUCUGGCAGAGUACAUGGCCUUCGGCUCUUUGCUGAAGGAUGGUAUUCAUGUGAGACUCAGUGGACAAGAUGUGGAAAGAGGAACAUUUAGUCAUCGUCACCAUGUCUUGCAUGAUCAGGAAGUUGAUAAGCGCUUCUGCGUUCCAAUGAACCACCUGUGGCCGAACCAGGCUCUCUACACAGUGUGCAACAGCUCCCUGUCUGAAUAUGGUGUUUUGGGUUUUGAGCUGGGUUUUGCCAUGGCUAGUCCUAAUGCCCUGGUGUGCUGGGAGGCUCAGUUUGGUGACUUCCAAAACACAGCCCAGUGCAUCAUAGACCAGUUCAUCUCUGCAGGCCAGGCCAAGUGGGUCCGCCACAAUGGCAUCAUCUUACUGUUGCCCCAUGGGAUGGAGGGAAUGGGCCCGGAGCACUCGUCAGCACGGCCUGAGCGCUUCCUGCAGAUGAGCAAGGAUGACCCUGAUCGCUAUCCGGAAUUCACUGGAGACUUUGAGGUCCAGCAGCUCUAUGACUGUAAUUGGAUCGUGGUCAAUUGUUCAACACCUGCCAGCUACUUCCAUGUGCUUAGAAGGCAAAUCUUAUUACCAUUCAGAAAGCCACUGAUCAUUUUCACACCAAAGUCUUUACUGAGGCUGCCCGAGGCGCGCUCCAGUUUUGAUGAAAUGAUCACAGGGACAAAAUUCCUAAGGAUAAUUCCAGAUGAUGGUCCUGCAUCUGAAAAUCCAGAAAAAGUCAAAAGGGUCAUCUUCUGCACCGGAAAAGUGUACUAUGAGUUGGCAAAAGAGAGAAAACAGCUUAAGUUGGAAAAAGAUGUUGCAGUUGUCAGAUUGGAGCAGAUAUCACCCUUCCCUUUUGACCUCAUCAGGGCUGAGGUUGAAAAGUACAGCAAUGCUGAACUCAUAUGGUGUCAAGAGGAACACAAGAAUAUGGGCUACUAUGACUACAUAAGGCCACGCUUCCUCACAGUGCACCCUAAGAAUCCAAUAUGGUAUGUUGGCCGUGACCCUGCUGCAGCCCCUGCCACAGGAAACAAAUUCGCUCAUCUGGCUGAGCUGAAGAGGUUCUUGGACACAGCGUUUAACCUUGAGGCAUUCAAGGGCAGGAGUUUUUGAUCUUAUUGUGUUAGUUGUGGAAAUUAGAUUUUAAAAUGAAAUAUAACAGCCAUCAAUGCACAAUUUAUUAGAUAAGGGCAUUUUCAUGUUGCCAAAGUAUGCAAAAUUGAUCAAUUGAGCACAAGACGGCAAAUAGAAAUUUGUUUAGCUCAUUUAUCCGUAGAUUUCCACCAGAAAUCCCUUAUCUGUCUUAAGUAAUCGGUAUUCUUCUUUUUUUUUUAUUUGUCUUCCAUAACUGUCACACUUGGCUUCAUCCUGAGACAUCAAACAGAUGGCAUGUAGACAAGUAACAAUAUUCUCCAUGGCAGUGGUGAUAUUCUCUGUAGCUUCCACAAAAUAUGCUUCCUUUUUAGACGUUAGGGUUCUUUUGCCGUUUAGGACUUGUGGGAAUCACGACAUUUAUAACGUCAACAUGUCUGUGACAACUUUGAAAUGCUAUGCACGUUGGGAAAGAAAUAAAAGGAAGUUACAAAACAAUUACUUAUACCGCCAAUCUGAUAAGCACAAGUAUCUGAUGCAGUAUCUUUCUGUGUAAUCUGUCAGGAAACUGCUUUGUAGUGUAAUUUAGCAACAUUCUGUGUGUGAUCUUUCUGUCACUCAAGUUGGACUAAACAGCUAGAACUAGCAACUAUAAUCCAGCUAACUGGAUUUUACUUGAAUCUGUGCUGUAGGGUAUUCAUAUGUUAGUCGAUAGUGAAUUUAGUGUACAUGUUUAAAAAAAGGUAAAAAAAAAAAAAAAACAUUGGAUUUGCUUGUAGUAUAUUAUAGACAGUAGGCAUAGCUCAUGGAGAACAAUGAUCAUAAAUAUAAUUCACUGUGAUAGAUUGUGAUAAAUGAUAGACGUUUCUCAACAAUAAUGCAAUAAACUGUGUGUCACCGACAAAGGAUGGAUGCUUGCUUGGUUAUAUCAUUUUUCAUAUACCUGUGCACAUCCAAAAGAGGUCUCUCCACAGACAGUGUGCUGCCUUCCCAUACAGCAAGACAACAUUAGUGAACUUAUAACAUACAUGCCAGAAAAUGCUGUCUGGUUAGUAUGCUCACUAGAUUUUAAGACCUUGUCUAUGUUUAGAAUAGUAUACUGUACCUUACAAUUCUUACAUGUGCUGCAUUAUGUAGUGUUUAUA
Messenger RNA from Labeo rohita (rohu), 4393 nucleotides. RefSeq names its product oxoglutarate dehydrogenase L (gene ogdhl). The transcript is spliced from 23 exons. Gene Ontology annotation, molecular function: thiamine pyrophosphate binding; oxoglutarate dehydrogenase (succinyl-transferring) activity. Lineage: Eukaryota; Metazoa; Chordata; Actinopteri; Cypriniformes; Cyprinidae. Bases 243 to 3269 code for a protein of 1008 amino acids. Gene Ontology annotation, biological process: tricarboxylic acid cycle. The record is from RefSeq and is a predicted model, not a curated record. Gene Ontology annotation, cellular component: oxoglutarate dehydrogenase complex; mitochondrion.